CCCCGAGCGCGAGGCAGCACUCAAGUGGGGACGGCGGGCGGCGGCGCGAUGGCAGCGCAGCGGCUGGGCAAGCGCGUGCUAAGCAAGCUUCAGUCCCCGUCGCGGGCCCGCGGCCCGGGGGGCAGCCCCGGUGGGCUGCAGAAGCGGCACGCGCGAGUCACCGUCAAGUACGACCGGCGGGAGCUGCAGCGGCGGCUGGACGUGGAGAAGUGGAUCGACGGACGCUUGGAGGAGCUGUACCGCGGCAGGGUGAGACCCAGAGGGGCCGGGGCUGGGGGACGGAGGUGGCCUGAGACACUGGCCCUCGAGCGGAGACCCUGCGACCUCGGUGACCCUGGUACAUGCUCACAUGGUGGCACCUGUAGUGGUCUGAGGAUAAGUUACAGGAGUUGAGACAGACUCAGGUCC
Molecule: messenger RNA, 408 nt
Organism: Peromyscus maniculatus bairdii (prairie deer mouse)
Lineage: Eukaryota; Metazoa; Chordata; Mammalia; Rodentia; Cricetidae
Source: RefSeq, a predicted model, not a curated record